This is a messenger RNA of Benincasa hispida (wax gourd), 1481 nucleotides long. RefSeq names its product rho GDP-dissociation inhibitor 1-like. Gene Ontology annotation, molecular function: Rho GDP-dissociation inhibitor activity; protein binding. The record is from RefSeq and is a predicted model, not a curated record. Lineage: Eukaryota; Viridiplantae; Streptophyta; Magnoliopsida; Cucurbitales; Cucurbitaceae. Gene Ontology annotation, biological process: Rho protein signal transduction. Gene Ontology annotation, cellular component: cytoplasm; cytosol; membrane.
CAUUCGUGGCCUAACCAACCGCACUGACCGACUGACCUUCACGAUCUCUUUUUCUCUCUCAACAUAAAAUUUCGGAUCACCACAUGACUCCUUCCCUUUCUCCUCUUUUCAACUUUUUCUAACUGCCUUCGCUAAUUCCUUUCCCCUUCUUCUUUUUCUUCUCACGAGGGUUAAUUCUCUCGUGGGCUUCUUCUUCUUCUUUUCUGCCUUCUCCCCCUUUCUGGGUUUUUGCUCCUUUUUUUAGUUUUUCAUUUUGCAUCUUUCUCUGAUUUCUCUCGUUUUCUCUGUCUCUAUCACUCUGAUUCUCUUCUUUUUCUCCCCUCUUUUUAUUUAUCUUUAUUUGGGUUUCUGGGGGUUUCUGCUUCUUCUUUACCCUUUUUCCUCUAUUGGGUCACUGGUGGGUGUGCCAUUUUUGUGUGGUACGAUUUCGCCUCUGUCCAUGGCCUGUUGAUGUCUGUGGCCGUUGAAAUUGGUUCCAGUUCAAAAGGGAUAAUGGGGUUCGAUGAUAAAGACAAAGAUGGGAAAGAAGAGGAUUCUUCUCCCAAAAUGUCAGAGCCCAAGAAAGCUGAGGAUGAAGAUCAGGAUGUUGAUUCGGUUCCUGGGUUGAGUAGGAAAAUGAGUGAAAGCUCUAUCUGUGCAACUGAGGAGGAAGACGAUGAAGAUGGAAGGAAAAUCGAGUUGGGUCCUCAAUACACUUUGAAAGAACUCAACGAGAAGGAUAAGGAUGAUGAAAGUCUGAGGAGGUGGAAAGAACAGCUUCUUGGUGGUGUUGAUUUUGAAGCUGUUGGAGAAACUCUUGAGCCAGAUGUAAAGAUUUUGAGCCUUGCAAUCAAAUCAUCAGGCCGGCCUGACAUUGUUCUUCCAGUUCCUGAGAGUGGAAAUCCUAAAGGCCUCUGGUUUACUUUGAAGGAAGGUAGUCGUUACAGCCUUAAGUUUACUUUUCAGGUCAGCAACAACAUUGUUUCUGGUCUCAAAUAUACCAAUACAGUCUGGAAAACUGGUGUCAAAGUUGACAGUACAAAAGAGAUGAUUGGAACUUUUAGCCCUCAACCUGAGCCUUAUGAUCAUGAGAUGCAGGAAGAAACAACUCCUUCUGGCAUCUUUGCUAGGGGAUCAUAUUCAGCCAGAAGCAAGUUUGUUGAUGAUGAUAAUAAAUGCUACUUGGAGAUCAAUUACACAUUUGAUAUAAGGAAAGACUGGAAGGAGGAGCAGCCUGCUUAAUAUCAUACCCCUCGAAUAUUCGGAUCAUUCGGUGCUUGAUUCGGCCCGAAUUCGCUGCUGCUCGGGUUUUUUAAGAUGUUUAAUUUUGCUGCUGUUCUUAUUUGUUCUUAAUCUUCUCAAAGUUGAUGUUUUUUCUUCUUUUUUUUUUUUUGACAAUGAGGAUGAAGGAUGUUUUCGAACUAACAAUAGAAAAAGAAAAACAGAGAUGGGUUAGAUCUGUACUGUCAAUAAAAAAUGCUCAGCUUUGGUUUUUGGCUAAA